CCGCCAUCUUUGUUGAUGUGUCAGUGAGAGCGGAGCCCGAGCUUCCCGCAGACUUACAUUUUACAAACAGUAUGGACAGUUGUCCUCCAGAAGAGCCAGGAGGUCAAUCUCCAGAGAUUGAUACAUCGACAGAUGAAACGCCUGAACUCCUGUCUACAGAUGGACCUAACCUUGGAGCAGUAGAUCCCAUUUUGGAAAUAAAAGCGGUAACUGGGCCUGAUUCUCCUGUAGAAGAAGACAAUGACUGUGAAAAUCAAUCCCUGUUUGAUAAAUUGGACAAUGAACACUCAGACCCUGAUCCAGCAGAGGCACAUAGCGUAUGUGAGGGGCAACCUGUGUUUUACGAUUUGACUGACGGAGGUAACGUUUGUUCUAAUAAACCUUUUGAUCCUCCACUGGAGGCUGCAGCUUGUUGCGAUGGCACCAAGCCCUCGUCAGAUAUUAAUGGACCUAAAACGCUCAUCACAGAACAGUUAGAGGAACUCUGUUCACCAGAUGUCAUGGGAAGAUCCGUUCCAGAGCUGAACACAGAAAAGCAAUGUGAAGUGGUUUGCACCAAAAAUGAACUUACUGGAACCCAUGUUUCACCUCCAAAUGAGAGUUUACUGGACGAACUAGAAACCGAGCUUUCUUUGACCGAAAUGGAUUGUAAACUGCCUAAUGGAUUGAAUAAAGGGGAAUGGACUCUAAAUAUGUUGGAAAAGUGUGUCCAAGAUAAAUACUUGUUGCAGGAAGACACCAUUAGGAGGUUAAUGGAAGAGAAUCAGAAACACCAGCAGAUGAUCGUGGAUAUCUGUUCAGAAAAGGAUAACUUAAGGGAAGAUCUGAAAAAUCGAGCAGAGAUGGAAACAAAGCAUGUUGACACAAUCAAACAGCUAGAAAGAAGAAUCGAGGAGCUGAAUAAAGAACUCAGCAAUUCGAGAGAGAGACUUAUGGCCCAGGAUACGGCUGCCAAAAAUGCCAUCCAGCAGCUGCACAAGGAGAUGGCAUUUAGAACAGAGCAGGCAAAUAAAAAAUGUGAGGAAGCACGGCAAGAGAAAGAAGCCAUGGUGAUGAAAUAUGUCCGAGGUGAGAAGGAAUCUCUGGAUCUGCGCAAAGAAAAAGAAACGAUUGAACGCAAGUUGCGAGACGCUAACAAGGAGAUUGAGAAGAACAAUGCAAGAAUCAAACUUCUUACUCAGGAAAAGGGGCGGCUGCACCAGCUUUGUGAGACAAAGGAAACUGAAACAAGUCGUCAGAGUCGAGAAAUUGAAAAACUUAAAGAGGAAGUCAAUUCUUACGCCAUCAAAGUGAAGUGGGCUCACAACAAACUCAAAACUGAGCUGGAUACACACAAGGAUACCAAAGACCGUCUUCGUGAAACGACCACAAAGCUAAAUCAGGCCAAAGAGGAAACAGAACAAAUACGACGAAAUUGCCAGGAAAUGAUUAAAACAUAUCAAGAAGCUGAAGACAUAAAAUCCAAUGAACUUGAUGCAAAACUCAAGGUAACUAAGGUGGAGCUCGAGAAACAGAUGCAAGAAAAAACCAACCACUUGGAGGUGCAUCAAGCCAAAAUAAAGGAACUAGACGAUGUAAAAAGGGCAUUUACUGAAGGAAUGGAUGAGCUUCGAACGCUUCGUACAAAAGUUAAAUGUCUGGAAGCGGAGCGUUUGAGGACUGAAGAAGAAUUAUCAAAAUACAAAGAACUAAUAAACCGUCAGAAGGCUGAGAUUCAGAACCUGCAGGACAGAGUGAAGAUUGUAGAUGAGCAAGAACAGCAGCAGCAGAGGGACCGGCAAGCGAUUGAAAAUUUGCAGGAAGAUGUUCGCAGUCUGAACUCUGUCAUCUCUGACCUGCAUAGUGACAUCGAUGGCAGCCGGAGCCGGGAGUCUGAGCUGCUGCUGUUCACGGAGAAGCUAUCCAGUAAAAAUGCUCAGAUCCAGUCUGAGAACAACUCGUUACUGGUGCAGCUUGACCGACUGACGUUCAGCGAGAGGGAGUUACAGACUGCGCUGGAACAGCUAUCACAGGCCAACGGUGAACUGGAUAAGAGACUGCAUGCCGAGGAAGCGAUGCGGCAGCAAGAAGUCCAGGCUCUCCAGACAGAGAUAGAAAGUCAACGCACACUCAUCGCUUCGCUAAAUACUCAAAUAGAGGAGCUGAAGGACGAGCUAACUACGCAGAAGCGCAAACAUGCCAUUAAUAUGAAGGAUCUCACUAAACAACUCCAGCAGGCACGUAAAAAAAUGGAGCAGAUCGAAAAUGGCAACUACGAGAAGGAAGUGAGCAGUAUGGGCAGUCGAUCCAGUUCAUCAGGAUCCCUUAAUGCGCGAAGCAGUAAUGAGGACCGUUCCCCCGAGAACACCGGAUCAUCAUCAAAUGUGGACAACUUUCCUGAAGUGGACAAAGCUGUGCUGAUUGAGAGGAUUGUUCGACUCCAGAAAGCACACGCUCGGAAAAACGAAAAAAUAGAAUUCAUGGAAGAUCACAUUAAGCAACUGGUGGAGGAAAUUAGAAAAAAAACUAAAAUAAUACAGACCUACGUUUUACGGGAGGAAGCUGGGACCUUAUCAACAGAGGCUUCAGAUUUUAACAAAGUUAAUCUGAGCAAGCGAGGUGGGAUCAUGGCUUCCUUGUACACAUCCCAUGCAGCAGACAGCGGCCUUACUCUAGACUUGUCCUUAGAAAUCAACAGGAAACUGCAAGCGGUGCUGGAGGAUACUCUGCUAAAAAAUAUUACCCUGAAGGAGAAUCUUCAAACUCUAGGGAGUGAGAUUGAACGUCUUAUUAAGCACCAACACGAGCUGGAGCGACGACUGUAGCUGCAUCAUCUGUACAAAUACCCGUCGAAGGAACCGUAUCAGACUUUUUACAGAAAACUUUAUUUUAGCAUUAAGCAUGAAGAUAUCCUGACACUCAAUACUAUAUAUAGAUAUAUUUUUUUUUAUUCCUGAAAAUGCAUCUUCAAAUUAGCAGGGAUUUGGAAUUUAUUUUUCUCUACUCGGUCGACUCAAGUUUAGUUUCAGUCUACCAAGCACUUUGCUCUCGUCAGAGUUAAUUUAUUAUCCUGAAUCCAGACACUCCAGUCUUGUGCUUUACGCUGGGGCCAUUUUAUUUCCUGCGAAGUAUCCUUUAAAUGAAUGAAAGAGAAAUUGCACUAACCAGGAAAAGAAAUUCCUAGCAGAAUUGAAAUUAUUACAGAUUCCGCACUCGUUCUUCCAUUCAGAUGCUCAAAACACUUAGGUCAUUACAUUGUAAUGAGAAUUAUCUGUAUUUUGAAGGGAGGGAAGGAUUAUGAAAUGGACUCCUGUGACCUUGUAAGUUGAAUCAUGUUAAGUUGAGUCUGCUGCAGCUACAGGGUUGCAGGUAAUUGGGUUACACAGUGUGUAGUCUGAUCGCUUGCUCUCCACCUUGUUAUAUUUUAGGGACCAACAACUUAACCCUUGCAAGUUAUUUACCAGGUUUUUUUUUU
Molecule: messenger RNA, 3454 nt
Organism: Pelobates fuscus (common spadefoot toad)
Lineage: Eukaryota; Metazoa; Chordata; Amphibia; Anura; Pelobatidae
Gene: CCDC186
Product: coiled-coil domain containing 186
Exons: 16
Coding region: 72-2804 (910 amino acids)
Biological process (GO): vesicle cytoskeletal trafficking
Cellular component (GO): trans-Golgi network
Molecular function (GO): small GTPase binding
Source: RefSeq, a predicted model, not a curated record